AUGAGAUUCCAUCUGCUCCUCCAUACUCUCCUCUUCCUUUUGGCCCUCUUACCUCCAGUUAGAAGUGGCUUUGGUGCUUCUGAGAAACACUGUCUCCAUCUGGAGGGCAUUUGCAGACGAGACGUUUGCAAAGUCAUAGAAGAUGAAAUCGGUGCUUGCCGAAGAAAAUGGAAAUGCUGCAGGAUGUGGUGGGUUCUCGUACCGAUCCCGACACCAAUUAUCUUUUCAGACUACCAAGAACCCCUCAAGAGCAAGAUCAAAUAA
Peromyscus californicus insignis is the source of this 264-nucleotide messenger RNA. Its product is annotated as beta-defensin 109-like. NCBI's taxonomy places the organism in Eukaryota, Metazoa, Chordata, Mammalia, Rodentia, Cricetidae. The transcript is spliced from 2 exons. Gene Ontology annotation, molecular function: CCR6 chemokine receptor binding; chemoattractant activity. Gene Ontology annotation, biological process: defense response to bacterium; cell chemotaxis. The coding region runs from base 1 to 264 and encodes 87 amino acids. The record is from RefSeq and is a predicted model, not a curated record.